Molecule: messenger RNA, 2670 nt
Organism: Seriola dumerili (greater amberjack)
Lineage: Eukaryota; Metazoa; Chordata; Actinopteri; Carangiformes; Carangidae
Gene: ddx1
Product: DEAD-box helicase 1
Exons: 26
Coding region: 23-2245 (740 amino acids)
Molecular function (GO): ATP binding; nucleic acid binding; protein binding
Source: RefSeq, a predicted model, not a curated record
AGUUGUAUUCGUAGCAGCAAUAAUGGCAGCGUAUUCUGAAAUGGGGGUUAUGCCUGAAAUUGCGCAGGCUGUGGAUGAGAUGGAAUGGCUGCUACCUACUGACAUCCAGGCUGAGUCCAUUCCCCUAAUUCUUGGUGGAGGAGAUGUACUUAUGGCAGCAGAAACUGGUAGUGGCAAAACAGGAGCCUUCAGUAUCCCUGUGAUCCAGAUUGUGUACGAGACCCUGAAGGAUCACCAGGAGGGCAAGAAGGGCAAAGCCUCCAUCAAGACUGGAGGAGCCAUUUUCAACACUUGGCAGAUGAAUCCUUACGAUCGCAGUACAGCUUUUGCAAUUGGUCCAGAUGGACUGUGCUGCCAGAGCAGGGAGUUUAAAGAGUGGCAUGGCUGUCGCUCUACAAAAGGUGUCACCAAAGGGAAGUACUGUUAUGAGGUGACCUGCCAUGAUCAGGGUCUGUGUCGAGUAGGAUGGUCCACCAUUCAGGCAGCACUGGACUUGGGAACUGAUAAGCAUGGUUUUGGUUUUGGAGGGACUGGAAAAAAAUCCAACAACAAGCAGUUUGACAGCUAUGGAGAGGAGUUUACCAUGCAUGACACUAUUGGAUGCUACCUGGAUUUAGACAAUGGCCAAAUUUCCUUCUCCAAAAAUGGUAAUGACCUUGGUUUGGCUUUUGAGAUCCCUCAAAAUCUGAGGAAUCAGCCUUUCUUUGCCUCCUGUGUUCUAAAGAAUGCAGAGCUGAAGUUCAACUUUGGUGGAGAAAACUUUAAACACCCCCCAAAGAGUGGAUUUGUUGCCCUGGAUCAGGCAUCAGAGGGUCACACAGCCAAAUCUUCUCAGACAGGCAGUGCCAAAGUCAGUCAGGUGAAAGCAGCAUCCAAUGCACCCAAAGCCCUGAUCAUUGAGCCAUCUAAAGAAUUAGCUGAGCAAACUCUCAACAAUGUCAAACAAUUCAAGAAAUAUGUGGACAACCCCAAACUCAGGGAACUACUUGUGAUUGGUGGUGUGGCUGCCAAGGAUCAGUUGGCUGCUCUGGAACAGGGGGUUGACAUUGUGGUGGGAACACCUGGCAGACUGGAUGACCUCAUAUCCACUGGGAAACUCAGUCUGUCCCAGAUCCGUUUUCUGGUCCUGGAUGAGUGUGAUGGGCUGCUGUCAGCAGGCUAUACAGAUUUUAUCAACAGAAUCUAUAACCAAAUCCCCCAGGUCACCUCUGAUGGCAAGAGACUGCAGGUGAUUGUAUGCUCAGCCACUCUGCAUUCCUUUGACGUGAAGAAGUUGUCUGAGCGUAUCAUGCACUUUCCCACAUGGGUGGACCUGAAGGGGGAGGACUCUGUUCCAGAGACUGUCCACCAUGUAGUGGUGCCUGUUAAUCCUAAGAGUGAUCGUCUCUGGGAGCGUCUGGGCAAGAACCACAUCCGGACUGAUGAAGUCCAUGCCAAAGAUAACACCAGACCAGGAGCAAAUUCUGCAGAAAUGUGGUCAGAAGCCAUCAAGGUGCUAAAGGGUGAGUACACAGUGAAGGCCAUCAAAGAACACAAGAUGGACCAGGCCAUUAUCUUCUGUCGCACCAAGAUCGACUGUGACAACAUGGAGCAGUACUUCAUCCAGCAAGGAGGAGGUCCAGACAGUAAAAACCACCAGUUUUCCUGUGUUUGUCUCCAUGGUGAUCGUAAGCCCAAUGAGCGGAAAAAUAACUUAGAGCGUUUCAAGAAAAAAGAGGUGAGGCUCUUGAUCUGCACAGAUGUAGCCGCCAGAGGAAUUGACAUCCAUGGAGUUCCAUACGUGAUUAACGUCACCCUGCCAGAUGAGAAGCAGAACUACGUCCAUCGUAUCGGCAGAGUCGGAAGAGCAGAGAGAAUGGGACUGGCUAUCUCCUUAGUUGCAAUGGAAAAAGAGAAGGUGUGGUACCAUGUUUGCCCGAACCGAGGCAGAGGUUGCUACAACACCCGACUGAAGGAGGAUGGAGGUUGCACCAUCUGGUACAAUGAGAAAGAGCUCCUGUCAGAAGUUGAGGAGCACCUAAAGUGCACCAUCACCCAGUGUGAGCCAGACAUCAAAGUACCUCUAGAUGAGUUUGAUGGAAAGGUCACCUAUGGUCAGCGCAGGGCAUUGGGAGGUGGUAACUACAAGGGUCAUGUGGAUGUACUAGCUCCAACAGUCCAGGAGCUGGCUAACCUUGAGCAGGAAGCCCAAACAUCCUUCCUCCACAUGGGAUACAUGCCAAACCAACUUUUCAGAGCCUUCUAAACACACCCCAAGUAGCACAACCACAAGGCUGCUUAUCCAGAAUUAGAAAUAAAUAGUACAUUUCACAUGUUAUAGCUACAAGGCACUAAAUCUUUGUGUAAGCAGCAGUGUGCAAUUAUAUUUCAAGUUUUCUUCUCACUCACAGAUAAAUAUAUGAACUCAUAUCUCAUAAAUUAAUUAAACUAUGAAAUUUAUAUUCAAAGGUUUCAAGAUGCCAACACUACACUGGGUAUGGCAAACUUCUCUACGGUCAGCACCCAGAGGAUAACCAGAUUCCUGAUUUCGAUUUUGAUAGUUUUUGUAUUUUGUUGAUUGAUACUGCUACAUGAAAUAUUUAAGUUUCUCUAUGGAGUGAUUGGCAAAAAAGUGUGUUUAAGUGGCUUGAUGUUUUCUUUUCUGAAAUAAACUAGUAGCCUGCUCAAUUA